CCUGUCAAUCCAUGUUCCUGACUGGCCACACCCGUGUGCUUGCAUGUGGUCUGGUUGCCUUGGCAACCAUGGCAGGAGGAGGGGCAGGGAGUAGAGGCUGGUGAGGAGGUUAGAGAAGGUGCAUUAAAUCAGCAGGAUGGGGGUUCGGGGUCAGGGCCAGGAUCACAUUAAAGUCAGCUCUGCAUGUGAACGGUGAUCAUACUUCCUUUUACAUUAUUAAUCUAAAGCAUGUGAGUGAUAGCCAAUAAAAUGGGAAAGUAAACCCCCAACUUCAUUUUUCCCACUUGCUUUUGUUUUGAAAAUGUAGGUAGGGGUGGAAUCAUGCUCUUAAAACUUACUUUAUUUUCCAUUUAUUUCACUGACGUAUGUCAUGAAUGGUCAUUUUUUUACAUCAAUCGCAUGAUUAUCAUUUACAGUGAAUAAAUGAUAGUCCACUCUGCUGUACAUUUCAUUAUUUUCCUAGUUUGCUAUGAUAGAGCCUUGGUUCUGUAUUUUUCAGAUUCAUUGGCAUCUUAAAUGAGGGUGAGGGUCUGGCGGGCACUGCAGGGUGUAGUGCUAGGAUGACAGCCUCUGGCCAUCAGAACAAAAGGAGCUGAUAGCAGGACCACUGAGGGAUCUUCCUAUUGACGAAUAAACAGCCAAAAAAGGAAGCUUGUAGUUUUACCUGGAGUUUCUCUGGAGGGAAAAGUUUUCUAUUUAUUUACUUGUUAAACUUUUUUUGCACAUUCAUGGUGAGGGUCUUUUUUGCCAGUUCAGGUGAGCACGAAGGAAUGCGUCUUGGCAAAACCAGGCCAUGCUUUGACUUGCAGAAGCUUCUGUUUCUCAUGCAGUUUACCAAGUCCACACUUUCGAGAAGUUUGAGAACUUGUGAGGGUGCCAGGUGUUAGAUCAGGGACCUGGGUGCAAGAUUGGCGAGGUGCCCUGUGAUGGAAAGAGCAUCACGAGGUGACGCCACGACCUCUGCCCUCUUGUUCCACAGGCAUUUGUUCCCCUUCACUAUUGACAUCAAGUUGGUCCUUGUGCACAGUGAUGUCUUCUCAGCCUAAAUUUAGGGUCAGAAGAGAACUGCUUAAACUUUCAGUCCGUCCCGUUAGAGAAAGAGGGGAGGUAGCUGGUGCUUUUAUAGAGAAUCCUCACUAGUCGCCUAACAUGUACUCACGUGGGUUUGGGCCAGGAACUGCAUUUUAUUGUGGGUUUCACCAUGCUCAUUGGACUGUCUUUACAUAAUUUUAUUUUAAAUAUUGCACAUCAGACAUGGGAACAUACAAUCAUGCUUGUCUCAGGAUAUACCUGGGGUGAUGGGAGAGAAGCUAGAAUUAAAUGGGGUGUAGAUGCUAGAAUUAAAGGGGUUGGAGCCACGUGGACGGGGAAGCAAGGUUAUGGAGGAAGGAUUUUUAUAAACAAUCUGGUAUCAGACUGUUAAGGUGAGAUGACUUGGCCAGAGCACAAAGCACUUGUAAGGAGAGCAAGACAGUAGCUGCAGGAUGAGAGCUAAAGGCUUCAUUGGGACCCGGGCAGCUGCAGGGUGAAGAGUCGAUGGAGGGGGGGGUGAAGAGAUGAGGGGGAGGCAGCAGGGACCAGGCACAGUGGCAGGAAGGGCUGUGGGGAAGAUGUACACUCAGGCCCACACACCGUAUUGAAGGUGAGCAGGAGUUGGGGUUUGCUGGGAGCCUGGGGCUGUGGGGUGUUUGAGGGGUGCCUUUUCCAGUGAUUUCCGGGCCGAAUGGAUGGCGGCAGCUCGACCCCGCUUUCCUCUGCAGGCGCCCCCUCUGCCGGAGCUCCUGCCAGCUUGCUUGUGCGUAGCAGAGCCUGCGUCACCCCUUUGUCUGUAGCCUCCCCUUAGGUCUCGGAUCCCACACUUUCCUGUGCACGUGGACGUGGAGGCACCGCAGCCAUGACGGUGGGCAAGAGCAGCAAGAUGCUGCAGCACAUCGACUACCGCAUGCGCUGCAUCCUGCAGGACGGCCGCAUCUUCAUCGGCACCUUCAAGGCCUUCGACAAGCACAUGAACCUGAUCCUCUGCGACUGCGACGAGUUCCGCAAGAUCAAGCCAAAGAACGCCAAGCAGCCCGAGCGAGAAGAGAAGCGGGUGCUGGGCCUCGUGCUGCUGCGCGGGGAGAACCUGGUGUCCAUGACUGUGGAGGGGCCUCCCCCCAAAGACACUGGCAUCGCUCGCGUCCCCCUGGCCGGGGCUGCAGGAGGCCCUGGGGUUGGCAGGGCGGCUGGCAGAGGCGUCCCAGCUGGCGUUCCUAUUCCACAGGCUCCUGCGGGACUAGCAGGCCCUGUCCGAGGGGUAGGGGGACCCUCCCAGCAGGUGAUGACUCCACAGGGACGAGGCACCGUUGCGGCUGCCGCGGUGGCGGCCACGGCCAGCAUUGCUGGAGCCCCGACUCAGUACCCCCCAGGGCGGGGGACACCCCCCACCCCUGUGGGCCGGGCCACCCCCCCUCCAGGCAUUAUGGCUCCUCCUCCGGGUAUGAGACCACCCAUGGGCCCACCCAUUGGGCUUCCCCCUACUCGAGGGACCCCGAUCGGCAUGCCGCCUCCAGGAAUGAGGCCCCCGCCCCCCGGGAUCAGAGGUGAGUUGGCUCCCAGGCCCCUGGAUUCCAGGUGCGCCCCUGAUGAUUGUCUCAUGCGGUCUUGUUUAUCUUCCAGGUCCACCGCCCCCAGGAAUGCGCCCACCAAGACCCUAGGCUACUGUUGUCCUUAGUCUCUCUCUCUGCACUGUGUCUCGUGAAACUGUAGCGUGUUUGUGAGCUGUCCUGCCGCACUGAUAGUCGCUAAUAAACGAUAGAGCAACACACUGAGGGCUGUGUGCAUUCUCUUCUGUGGUUUGUUGAGGUCAGAGUGAAAAGGGCCUUGCUCUCAGGACAUGGUGUUGCGUUCCAACCUUCGCACUGUGCCGUGGCGAUUGUAACAGCCUCCACAUGCAUGCGUUUACGUGGUGAGCUGAGAGGCACACGGUCUCUGUACCUGUUGGGCCCUACAUACCUGCAGGGCUGGGGUGGGCUGAGGGCUUGUGAGGCCAUGGAGAGAGGAAGCUGACGGGGAUCAUCACGCCUGUGGAACAGGAAGCCCGCCCUGGUCUGCUUAUCCAGGGCUCUGCCCGUGACCAGUGGCCAUGACCUGGGAGUGACCACCACUUCCUGCCCACAGCACAGGCUUGUUGGCCUCCGUCACCUUUCACACAAGACAAAGGGGAGCUUCAGGGCCUGCGGAUGGACUGCCAGUGACACCUGGACAGGAGGGAUGCGACCCGUGUCCUGCUGAGCCAGCUCUGCCACACCUGCCCUUCGGACAGACCCGCCCCCUCCAGGUAAAGUAACCGCGCACAGAAACGCCCGCGUGCAUUACAAAGGCCGUGGCUAGGUUCAUGAUGACACAGGACCUUGUCUGAACUUCAUGAUCUCAAAACAUGAGCUUGGAUAUGUCACUGAAAUCUAGUCAUGCGCCUCACACACCACCACACCUGGUCAACAGGAAGUGUUAGCUUGACAUGACAACUGAGCAUACUUUCCAUGGCAGUUAACACACGUUCAUUCCUCAAACGUCUUUGUGUACAACCUUCACACACAUUUCAAGCGCAUCCUUUUCUCUUCUGUACAUAUUUGUGCUGUUGGAGGCAACAAAGGAGGCCCACCCACGGACCCCGACAGGCACACGUGCGGAGGGAGCGGAUGCCAGGCAUGGAGACUGCCCACCCGCCUGGGAUGGAACAUCGACACCCGCGUUCUCGGGAUCUAGUGGUGGCUAGGGGAAGGCCUCACGUUGAGCAACAUGCCGGCUGUGUGGAACAUGCCUUCCCAAGGACACAGCUCCAGUUUGAGGACAAUUGAUCUUGUCUGUAACCUAGGUCAGCGAUUUUCAACCCAUGUGCCCCGAAAUUUUUAAAGCAUGUAACUCACCCUCCCUUAAACCAUCAAAAAGAAAAUUAUAAGAGUCCACGCAACAAUGGCUGUUCAGUAUGAAUUAAUCAAAAUUAUACUUAUCUUUAGGUCAAAUUGGCAAAAAUUGUAUAUUUUGGUGGCCCACUGAAUUUUACUAAUUGGCUUACGUGCUAUGAGAUUAAGAAAGGUUGAAAAUCACUGCCCUAGGUUUAAGGUCUUACACAGUAAAUGUUCAAGAAAUGUGUGGCAUUAACUAGUUCUCUAAUGUUAACGGUACAGCCCUUACAAACCGUCAGUGACUCCCCUACAGUGGAAACGUGUGAUGACAAUCCAGGCCUGUCCCACCCAACUCCAUUCUCGAUCUCUAAAGGAGCCCCUGCUCCCAGACAGGGCCGAGCUGUGGUGCCUGCAGGGACGGACACUUGUAGCCAUUGUAGCCCGGAAGUCCUGCUUGAGGUCACAGGGCAGUGAGAGGACGUGGCUUGCUUAGGGAGACGUGUUUGACAUCAGUCCCAGGACACUGAUUCUGGAGUGAGUGUGGGUGAAUGAAUGCCUUCAGGAAGUCAGGCUCUGACAACAGGCACUGGGCAGUCAGGAGGGACAUCAGGUGUGGCUGCCAUUUAAUUCUCAAGUUGUAGUGGAAGAAGCCUUACGUGACUUCAGUCUUCAGCUGAAGGACAUAGCUGUGCCCCAUGGCUCCCUGCCUUCAGCAGCGUCUUUGUCAUUCAGCAUCUUAGUGAGCUUCCCUACCUGACUUUGGCAUCUUUGUCAUUAUGUAGCAUCUGUAUCUUAUUGCAGCUUCUUAACCUUUAUGUAGCAUCUCAAUCUGAUUGCAGCAUCUUUGUAGCAUUUUAUCUUGUUGCAGCAUCUUUGUAGCAUUUUAUCUUGUUGCAGCAUCUUUGUCAUUAUGUAGCAUCUUUAUCUCAUUGCAGCUUAUUAGUCUUUAUGUAGCAUCUCGAUCUGAUUGCAGCAUAUUUGUCUUUAUGUAGCAUCUUUACCUUCUUGCAGCUUCUUUGGUUAUAGCUUCUUUAUCUUAAUCUUUCUGCAGCAUCCUUGUUACUUAGCAGCAAGAAUAAAGGUAAAAUACAGGGCUCCCAAUAGGAGUAAUUUGGUGACAUCAGGAAAACAGCUUGUGCUCUGGCCUCAUGGUGACAUGUGGGUGGCGUUCCCAUAGCAUUGGAUUUCCUGUGUCAGGGUGAGCGCUUCUCCGAGACCCUCCGAGUCCGCAUGCAGCAUCUAUAUCUGUUCGAUCUGACUGACUUUCUUGACCAUUCUCAUUGACCUUUCCACCUUGAUUUUUUUAUACUUUGGAAUACUUCAGAUUUUCUCCCUGUAGCCUGGGUUCCUAAAUUGGAUUACAACAUGUUAAUGGAGGAGAGGAAGUUGUCAGUUCUUCCUCGUUACAUCUGUCUGGUGAUAUUUGGUGUUCCACUUUUCAAUUUUUUGGACAGUUGGCUUGGGGAAGUGGAUUCUAAGGUAUUUUCUUGUAAGACACCAAAGGUCUCAACUUGAUUCCAACAGAUUUCUGGGUGUUUCAUGGUCUUUGAUCCCCAUGUGUCACUUGAAUGAAAUUGCUGUCAAAGAUGGCUGAUGAGUCACUCACUCUUGUAGGCCAGGGCCUUCCUGGUGGUAGAAAUGUACAGUCCACAGGCAUAACCUUCAACCAGGUGCACUUGCUGUUGGUAAGACGUGGGCUUGACUCAUGAUGAGCUAUGUUGUCUGAAGUGAAUGACGUGAAGGUCACCCGAAUGAAUACUCUGAAGUCCAGCCAAAGUGUCCAUCCACGCACGUGGGCCGCACAUUUCUUUAACAUCCGUUUGUAGGCUGUACAUUUCACCAGGCUUCCCAUCAACAUGGCAGGCGAGUCAGAGAGAGGAGGGCGCUGUGGGCUCUCAUCCCCACCCACCACAUCUGCCGUCUCACUUUGGAAUUUCCCAUCAUGCAUUUCAAGUGACACCCUCAUGACAGCCUCACUGGUUCCUACCUUGGACCAGAGCUUCCUGAGCCCGUGGCCCCAGCCCCUUGGAGCAGCUCCAGUUAACAACACAGGAGCCAGAAAGUGCCAGUUGGUUGACACCUUGCUUUUGUCUGAGAUGAGUUUACUUUUUCCACCUACACUCAGAGGGAGCCCUUUCAUUCUUUUCUUAGUAAGUCACCACCUUUUGCAUCUUGGCAAGAUGUAGAUGGAGAUUCAAUGUUUGGCUCAGAUUCAAGGGGGGGUAAUAGGCGUUAGCAGUGGGUGAAUCUGAGCCCAGGAGAGGAACGGUUUUGCCAAAAUGCCAUGCAUUCUUUGAAUGGGGUCUUCACGUCAUUCUUUAACAUCUGUAACAUCUGUAACAUCUGUCUUGUGUGAGUAAUGGAUCUUAUGACCUGAGAUUGACAUUCUAUGACUAAGUGCUUGUGCGUUGCUUGUAGUAGCUCUUGUGAGGGGUGAAUAGUAAUUAAACAGGUAUUUAGGAAAACCUGUAUAAAAAAGUUACCAUGGACAGUUGAAUGUAUUAAGACCUUAUCCUUAAAUAGUCACCUUAAUUUGUUAAUGCAUGUGUGUGAGUGUGUGUAAAUAGUGUGGGUGUGGAUAGUGUGGCGAGUGAACAGCUUUUAGUGGAAAGCUGUUGGGGUUCCAAUUAAUUACAUUCUUUGUAAAGUAAGUUAGACAAGUAUUUUCACAGUUCUUUACCUUGUUUAGUUCCAGUUGUCCUACCAGAUUUUUUUUUUAUAUUUACUACCUCAGAGACUUGCUUGGUUUCUCUUAGAGAAUUGAGAGAAGUAAGAUGCCCUUUCUACUAACUGAAUUACAGUAGGAACAUCAGUUGAGUGAGGAAGGAAAGGAGGGAGUUAGCGGUCUUUUGACCUUGGACGUUGGGUGCCAGCUAGGGUGGUCCUGACUGCUGAGAGGACACUGGUCAUGCUGGCUGAGAACCAUCCAGAACAUCCAUCCGUUCUUGAGGGUCACGUGGCCUAGAGAGAAUCCCUACACAGCAUUGGAAAGGCUGAGAUGGAGAGGGAAUGAGUGGUGGGGAGGGGAGCGCAGGGAGGAAGGAAAAAGGAGGGUUUAAAGGGAAUCUAUCAGGUGUGAAGGGAGACUUCCUUUGUGAGUCUUUGAACAUCAGAAGGCUGUGUGGGGAGGUUAGGAGUUGGAGGUACCACUGACCUGCCACUGUUUGAUUCAGUGCCUCGUUCUCAGCCAGCCUGGAUGGGGGAGCUCCCAGGUCCUUUCCUGAGGUGACUGUGUAGCUGGGUUAGUAGAAGGUGAAGGGGUUUGCAUCUGUAGCCAGCUGAGAUGAGACCAGGCUUGUCUCCAACCUUAGUGCACAUGAGAAUCAGUCUGCGGGCUUGUACAGUUUGUCCGUGGCUGAUUCAGUAGGUAUAGGGCGGAGAAGGUGACAUGCCCUGUUCAGGCACCACACAGAGAACAAAUAGCUGGGUUUGAUUCAGAAUUCAAUAGGCAUUAUCUGACAGCACUGUUGUACAACUGCUAAUCUAUAUGGGAUUCAUUGUGGAAUAUUUAAAAUUGACUAUGGGCAUUUAAUUUUGAAAGAAAUUGGUUGCUUUUUUUCUUGAAAUAGAACCAAUUAGGAACCAAAUUUAUAAUUGGCCGGACACUCUGAAAAUUUGAGAAUGGGAAUCCUUUUAUCGGAACAAAUUGCUAAAAUAAAUUUAAAUUAGGUACCUGAUUGGAGGAAGCAAAUUAAUUAAUUUUGAUAAUGUCUCUAAUAAUGAAUCAACUACCCAAAUAUUGACCUCAAUUGGAUGAAACUGAACAGUAAAGUUUCCAGAAAACAGUAGUAUUCUCAAUAGCAUGUUUAUCUCAUAGACAUGGUAAUUUUUGCCAGAUGCUUCCACUUUGGGGGAGUGUUUUAUCCAGUUUGUGUUCUGUGUUGGUUACUGAACUGUGCACAACUUUAUUACUUUGCAUAUGGUUGUUGUAUUGUAAGCAUCACUCCUGCAUCAUUUAAAAUGGCCAUAAACUGGCAAUACCAAUGAGGUAAUGGGUGAUGCUAUUUUCUAGUGGCAAAUUUCAAUGUGUAUUUAAUAGCUUGGCUGUAAAUAUCCUGGUGGCAAUAUUUGGUAUUGAUAUUGGACUUUUGUAAAUAUGCUUCUAAAUGGGAAUAGUGUUACAAUGGACUGUUCACUGUUGGUGGCAAACUUUGACAUGUUGCCACUUUAGUCGGGUUUCUCUGUACUGGGAGGUGCUGAGGAGUAUGGAUGUAGAGAGAGACUGGGCAGUGACUGAAGAAGGAACCCAGACUAGAAACAAAGAGACCUCUUCUGUGGCUUGGACCGAAUACAAAAUGAGCAAUCCUGUUGUUUUAGAAAAGUGUGACUUAGGAAGGGACUCCGAUGGAAGCAGGGAGCCCUCUCUUCUGUGGUGGGACUCAAAAAUGAGCAAUCAUGGAGGAUUUUUUAAAAAAUUGUGACAUGAAGGACCUCAACCUUGAAACAAGGAGACCUCUCUUCUGUGGUUUGGACUCAGUAAAAUGAGCAAUCAUGGAAGACUUAAAAAUGUGACCUAUAAAGGAAAGGGACCUAAAUGUGAAACGAAAAGACCUCUUUUCUGUGGUUUGGACUCAAAUGAGCAAUCAUGGAAGACUUAAAAAAUUGUGACUUGUAAAAGGACCUAAAUUUGAAACAAGGAGACCUCUUUUCUGUGGCUUGGACUGAAGAUAGGGAGAGAUCCCACAGGAUUUUUAAAAAACAUGAUUUCUAUGAGGAUAAGUUAUGGCAUUGAUACGGAUUUUCUUAUUUUUGUAGGAUGGCAAAGAAUGUGUCAUAUUUUUCUAAUUAUCUUUUGCUUAAUGUGUAACUCUCUGGUGAGCAUGACUGAAUGGACCGGGUGUUUCUCAAACUAGUCAGCUAAGGUCCUAGUGAGGCCAAAGGAAUGUUUAAAUUUUCCCAUCCCCCCAAAAUCCGAAUCACAAUGAGGAAACUGAAAAUUAAACACAACUCACUGAGCAAUAUUUUUGUCUUAGAUGGCAACCUGAUAAAGUAUGGUAAUAUGUUUACAAGAAAGAAAGGAUUGACUUUUCUAAUUGUUUUAUGGAGAGAAAAAUAUUAAUUCAUUGGCCUUAAAGUCAUUACUCUUCUUGCUCCAAGACCUCGUGUAAUUAAUUGGCAUUUAGUAUGGAUCUGGAGGAUAGAUUGUAUGUCAUAUUGGGUAUGUUGUCAGUUAUUGGGUAAAAUAUAUUGAUAAAGAAACAAAAGAUAACUAAGUUUUAGGCAAAAUUUAGCUUCCACUUUAAAUCUAAACUCUUCAAUGCAGUCCGGACACAACAGCAUUUGAUUGUGCCUCUGCUGGGUGCAGAGAAUUGGGUGACACCAUCUUAAAUUCAACUUGCCUGUCCAUCAGCCAGAGGGAUACUCACAUUUCAAUUCAGGCUUCUGUGGAAAGGAAAAGGGUUUUUUGUAAGGUCAUCCGUCUGUUUCAGUCUAGCUCACUAGAGAAUAAAACUUACCUGUUUAAAAAAAAAAGCAGGUGAACAUUUGAACGAAUCUCUUGUGCAACCUCUUAGAGAUCAAGAGUUCAUUGUUAUUGAGAGUAUACAACUGUUUACUUAUUAGUGGUAACCAUGGACGUAGCCACAUAAAAUUUUGUAAAUACAUAUAUCCUUGUGUAGCUUUUGUAAUGUAUAUAGAUAGCAUCUUCUACAACUUGCUGUUAAAGAGAACACGUGGAACAGUUGUUUUUAAAAUGACAAGACCAUGUCUGGAUCACUCCAAGAAGAUUCUGGCCAGUGACCAUGUGAAGACACUCCAUGCCAUCGUAAACAUCACUUCAGAUCCACUGCAUGAUACCUUUGCCUGAAUUUUAGAGAAUUCUAGAAAGCUGCUGCCAACGAGGGGGUGACCAAGGGGCAGGCAUUGGACUCAGUUGGAGCCUGAGAACAAUGGACAAGGGUUUCUUGCCAAAAGUAAGAACCUGCGUAGCCAGGUGAUUGCUGUUCAGGCUCCGUAGAUGGCUGCUCCGCACCUACCUUUCCAGUUGGCAGUUUGACCUCUUUUAACUUUUUUAAACUUCCAGCCGUCGCCUUACUUCUGUCUUCAGAUUCUCUCUGACAUGACGAACCACAUCAUGUUCCAACAGUAUUAUAAAUAAGCAAUAAUCAGAAGAGGGGAAAGAUUCCAUAGACUGGUAUUUCCAGCAUCCUUUGCCACUCUGAAAACCGGUCAUCUUCCACUUGCCAUCUCUGAAGAUUUGGAUUCUCAAAAUCUGGGAUGUUCGUUCACUCAAACCCUCUGGUCCCCCUAAUAAUCUCCAGAAGUUUGUACAGCAAGAAACAAUGUUACUGAAAGCCAGGAUGAUGUACAAUGGAUGAGCCAGAGAUCCCAGCCUGAGGAACUGCCCUGCCUGAGCUAUGGACUCCUGUGGGCAUCUCACCCUCAUGCAAACUGAAGGGGUCUUUGGCCAGAUCAAGAGCCAUUCUCCCAACCUAAUACGCAUUGAUGCCUGGGCCAAAAGCAUAUAGGGACAGCAUCCUCAUCCCGUAUUCCUCCCCACAAAGGUGUGUGAAGGACAACAUCACGUAGACACAGCCAAACCCGCAGGAAUCUGGAGAGGAAGGACACACAGCACAUUCUAAUUGAGCUAGAAGCUUUACCAGCCACAAAGACAAGAAACACAGAUUGAUACUGUUUUGACCGUCGGUCUUACAUUUCAUUGGAGAAAAUAUUUUGUGAUGGGGAGUCUCAACUCCCCUUCAGAAGGUCUACCAUUGAAAGCUGUGUAUCUGAGACACUUGUAUAGAUGCCUGAUGCACAGGUCUCCAGUUUUCUCCAAUUCACAUUUUAAAAACAACUCAGAAUCUAACCAUGCUAAGUACUUUAUUGCCCACAUAAAGCUGAACAAUUGAUGGACAUUGGUAUGGACAAUGUUGUUAAAAUGUAAAUAGGAAAUACUCAGUGACUGAUGAAUGUUAAUGAACUGUUGUUGAUGUGAGGAGACCAAGAGAAUGAAAUUCAACAUAUAAUGGUUUCAUUUUCUUGUAUUUUAUUCUUUGUUUACGUUAACUUCCUUGGAAUAUAAACUCAAGCACAGAGGCCUCCAUUUGUAAACAAAUCUGUUAUUUUUGGAUAUUUUUGUAACGGUUGCUGUGAUAUUCAAGCUGGUUUCCUAGGGAAGUUUCUAAUAACACAUUUAGUAAAAUUUUCUGUAUAUAGAGUUUUUUAAAGCUAUACACAAUGCUGGACUCAUUGUUGUGUGCUCAGGGAUAGCAGGAAAGGAAGUAGCAAGGCAUUAGAUAUCCAUGUGUAUAAAAAAGCCAAAUAUAGUUGCUUUGCGCCAUUUCCUCAUGUAUUGUAAUUAUUAUAACAAGGAGUUUGGUUACGUGUAUAGAAGUAUUUUAAUACAUGAUGAUGAAAAUAGAACUGUCAGAAUACCUCUGAAAGAUGUACAUAUUCAACCAUUAGAAUGGACGAUUGCUGUGGGACCGGGAGAGGGAGGUUUUGAACACAGCUAUCACAGACAUGAAAGGCUGCUCUGUGGGUGUAGAUAAUCCUGUAAAUGCUCUUUAUUUUGAAAUGUAUAUGUUGGUCUUUGCUUAUUACCAAGUGUUAUUGCUGUUUAUAUAUAUAUAUGUAUAUUAGGACUGUUGCGCCAUGUUACCAAAGCCAUCUCACAGGGAUGGCUUACCUCCAUGCUCACACGUCUACCUUUAGUUUGUAAAUUUUUUGUUUUGCCAGUUGCAUUAUUAUAUGGCCUCAUUAUUAAUUUAUUUAUGAUAACAUUUUGUUAUAAACAAUGUUAUUAAUGCCUAACAUGCAAUUUUCAACAUGUAUAUACGUCAUUGUAAAUUUGUUAUAAAUAUGAUCAACUUAAUGGGAUAGAAGCAUUUUUGUUUACCAAAGAGAUGUUAGAUGUAGCCUCUCUGUGUUCCCUGCAUCAUUAGGCUCCAUUUCCAUGUUGUCCUCAGUGGUGAGCAUAGUGUAAUGCUCUCUGUUUGACAUCAUCAUGCUGGAAAUUUCAUUGCAACUGUAGGUCUGCUUUCAUUGAUGGUUUUCAGAUAUAUUUGUAUACAAAUAGGACAGGGGUUUUUUUGCAUAACUUGGAGAAAUCUCUACAUGUGGUAUAAAACAGCAUAGGUUAAAAAAGUUCAUUUGCCAGUGGAAAUUGACAUAGUAGUGAAUUGUUUAGAACUUAUUUCUAGUUGUAUAGGUGAUUUAUGUUUGAUGUGGGACGUUAGCAAUGGAAUAUAUUAAACCCAAGUUCAUUAUAUGUGGGCUGACAAAAGAAUGUGUUUGUAUUAUAUGUAUAUAGUAUACAGUUACACGUUUUUUAAAGCAAUAGGAACUUUUAUAUUUGCAUGUCUUGUUUUUAGAUUAUUGUAUAUAUCUUUUUGCUUUAAACUUUUAGUUCUUUAAAUAUAAUGAUUGUUUACAUAUUCAUAUGUGUGUAUACAUAUACACAUAUAUACAUGUACAUAUGUGUAUAUUAGUGUACAGAACUUUUUUAAAGUCAUAGGACAAACAAUGGAAGAUACUGUGACGCUGCUAGCUAUAUGGUGGACAAGUGUUUUGUUUUAUAACAUCUGCAUUGAUAGACACACGUGACUUCUGUUUUGGCAAUUAAAUUGCUAUACUAUGUCUAGUCGACAUGUAUUGUUGGGGGGGGUUAUUGCCUUUGUGUUGUAUUUUUUUAAGUAGAUAUUCUUUGUUAAGGUGUAGAAAUCAUUGUAAUUAAUGUGUAAAUGUGUAAUUUUUUUUACCAAUCUAGUUUUUAAAUGUUAAGUUCUGGAGCCGAGCAGGGAGGUAUCUGACUGCUGUAUGUAUAAUAGACAAGUUUCUUACAUCUUCACUCUUAGGUUUGUAGAAAUACCCUGUUUCCACGCGCCCCCGGGCACGCACACACACGCACACACACAGUACAUAAUGUUAAUGUUGAACUAGGGUUAAAAAAUGUUUGUUACCAAUAGAAGUGUUAUUUCACCCCCUAGUGUUUGAUAUCACUUGGGGUGAAUGGGGGUGAUUAAUCUGACCAGAUCUUUGUUUUUCUACCAUAUACUCUUGUACAUGUGCCGAGAUUUCUGUCAUUUAAAAAUUUUUAUAUCUAUUUCACCUGAAAUUAUAGCACAUACGCUUUUUUUUGCUUGUUGAAAUGGAUCACCAGUCCUGCCAAUUUUAAUCUUCAUACUGUGUGUAUUUAUCUUUAAAACGCCUGUUCAUUGCUGAUGUACUUUCUAAUAUCACAACCUAUUAGUAUAAUUAGACUUCUUUCUCCGAAUGUUGAACAGGGGUAGUGGAUGUUUCUGACCUCAUCUCUAAUGCUCUCUUCAUGUCUUUCUGGUUUAUGUCUAUGACAUGGACUCUGUCUAUUGCAUCGCAUGUGGACCACCCACAGUCAAAUCCUCUCCCAUCACCAUCGAUUUGGCCCCCAUUUUCCUCGACUACCUCUCCACCCCCUUCCCAACAACAUGGAUGGACCUUGAGAAUAGGAUGCUAAGUGAAAUAAGUGGAAAGUAUUUUUACCUCAUAUUUUUAUUUAGAUGUAAAAGUAGAUAGUAACCAUGAAAUUGAUUGUCAUUUUAUAGAAAAAUACCUCAAUUUAAGGGCCAUGUUGUUAUAUAUUAUUUUCCCAGAUGUACUGAGGUUCAGGAUGGAAUUCUUUUUUCUAAAGAAUAUUUACAGAAUCUCUAACUAUAUAAUCCUGUAAAUAUUUUAUUGUAUAUUUGUUCCUACCAUUGUCUUUCAAUAAUAACACGGCAAUAAAAUUAAAUGUACAAGAUAAUUCAUUUCCCCCAACAUGGAAGAAUAUGCUGGCCAUCCUAACAAGUAUAAAUUUAAAACUUAAGAUACAGUGUGAAUUUGGUGUUUCUUGGAUGUGCCAAGUUUCCCAAUAUGUUUCUAUUAUUUUUUUAUUAAGAUUUUUUUGGAAAGCGGUUUAAAAUUCAUAGCAAAUUGAGGGGAAGGUACAAAGAUUUCCCAUAUACCUCAGUCCCCACACACAUGCAAUAAUCAACCCAACACAUAGGGUAAUCUCAUGCCUUUUACAUCCAUAAGGUGACUUCGACAUUAACAUAUAUCCAUUUUGAUAUUUGGGUUAUUUUUCUUACCCUAAAUCCUCUGUACUCUGCCUACUCAUCCUUCUGUGUUUUUUUCUUUCUCUCUUUAACAUUGAAGGUAUUAGUUGCUUCGUUGAACAGAUUUUAUACUACCUCUUGGAACUAUACAUAGUUGUGUAUGUGUUCCCUUGGUCGCAUGACAGUAUUCAAGACAACUUUGUAAAUAACAGGCAGAUACACUUUUUAAUUUCUAACAUCUAGUCUUUCCAGAUGUAUAUAUUCUCUCAACGUAUACUCUUGUAAAUAAUUCAUUGUACAAUUCCAUGUUUUUAUAUUGGGCUGAGUGGUGGUGGCUAAGGCUAUAUGUAUAUAUCCUUGCUCUGUGGAUUUGCUAGGGGGCGGGUAGAAGGGAGUGGUCCUACACUUUUUGAAAUAAGGCAUUGUUUAGUGUUCUACAUCAAAGACCUCAGUCCUCACUUUGUGGUUGUGUAGCUGAUAGGGCAUUAUGUAUUUUAAUCAUGGGAAAUGUAUUUUAUAGGACUUACACAGCCACAGUCAGGACAAUUUUGUAAAUAGCAGGCAUAUAUAUAUAUAAAUACACAUCAUUUUAAACAUCUAGUUUUUCUAGAUGCACAGGGAGAUUCGCAAAAUUUUGUAAAUAUUUCAUUGCAUACUAGCAUAAGUUGGCUUCUGGUAUGUUUUGGCAAUGUAAUAGGUGGUUAGUGAAUAUCUGCUUCCUAGGCUGUGCUAGCGUUCUGGUGUUCAGUGAGUUCCUGGGAGAGGAAUCCCAAGAUGGCCUACAUAUCUUCAUCUUCUUAGGCUCUCAUGUAGGCGGAAAGGCUACACCGGGGAUGGGUAACAGCAGUGACAACCAGACUUGUAUUGUGAAGCUUCAGGGAGAAAGAUAGGUGACAAGAACUGUCCCUCUGUCACAUGCAGAUAUUCUCAGUGAUGUGAUCAAACAUGGCAGCAGCGCACAUUGCUAAAGGAAUUGCUAUGUUGCUCGGCUAGAUAAAUAUUAACACAUAUGUAACAUUAGUUUUAGGGGUAUAGGUCUGAAAAUGCUUUUUUUCUCAUUUAUUAGCUUCUUGAUUUUCAUUUUGCUAUGAAAGUUAUUGUAUUCUUACACUUAUAAAAGCCAGCCUCAUGUUACAUGUAAAUGUGUUAAUUUUGUAUGAGAUAAUUAAGCAACUCUAUCAAUGUUUUCAUCUAUAUGCAUCUGUAUGAGAGAAUUACACUAGUUAUGAAUAUUUUAAUUCUCUGAGACCUCUUUAAAAUUUUUUCUGGUGAAUUGUUAUAUUUGAAUGUCAUGAUUAAUAUUGAAAGUGUAUUGUAUCUCAGUUGCCUGUAAUGUACAUUAUGAAAGUUUCUUAGAAAGGUGGUCCAAUCCAGUAUUGAUUAAAGUAUAAAUCAUCUCUGAACAGCAGUUUGGCAAUGACAAUCAGAAUUGAACACUUAAAAGUGACUGCUGUGAUUUUAUUCUAAAUCAAAUUGACAAAGCUGAAGGUACAUUAUAAAUUGAAAGAAACAUUGAACAACUGAAAUACACAUUAGUGAAAAAUAUUGUAAUGAUUAUAGCUUACUUAAAGAAUAUAAUCUAACCACUGAUAAAACAUUCUUAUGUGGAUGUGAGUUUUAAAUUGAUACUUAAAAUUGUCAUUUUUGAACAAAGAUCAACAAGUGUAUAUUGACAAGAGGUGUGUCCAUGUGCCUCUAGUUCAUAUACCAGAAAAGCUAAGGGCAAUGAUUCACCAUCAGUGUCACUGUCCCGGUGAUGGCUUCGACACACUUUGGAAUUUUUGUGCAUGUGCUCGUUAAACAAUAAGGCAUUGCUCAUCCAUGUGUUUGUAUGUUGCUACAUGACAAUCUAAAGUGACUGAGUAUGGAAGAGAAAGUUGUCUGGACGACUAUGGCAAAAUCUCAGUGUGCAGACAUGUGAAUGGAAGGACUGCUUCUACUUUGUGCAUUCACAUUUUUAAAAGGUAUUUCAAAAGGAACAUUUCAACAACAGGAAUUUUAAAGGCACAGCUAAUUUGUGCCUGUCGUCCAUCUUGCCUAUCAACAUCUUGGGCAUGUGUGGCGGUGGGUCCGGCCUUGUAUUGCCAUUGGGCCUGCUUAAUGCUUUUAAGAGAUCAAGACAGCAUGUGACUUAAAGACUAAAGCAGCACAGAGCUGUACCAUGUGAGGAGGAGGAAGGAGGAGAAUCGAUUACCCAAGGAGAGAAGAAGGGAGACGACGAGACUGCAGGAGUGAAAAGGAGGAAAGGAAAGUGAAUUUGACAAGUGAGGACAACCAACAUCAGGAGCCUUUGUCUUUCAGUGGAGCUCCUUGUUCCCUGAGGCUCAGCUGAACCACAGGAGAUGAUGGUUCCCGAGGAUGACACCACCGCCUCGCGUCCUCACGCAGCGCCCCACUUCCAUCCCUGGCCCAGGAGCGUCCUGGAGACACGCGUGGGAUGCCGGAACAGACUUGCUUCUGCCACCAUCUGAAACACCCGCAGCCAGGCUUCAGAGCGGCCAUGGACACUCCCUGCCAGCUGACAGGACGAGCGCGCGUGUCCACGGUGACCCAGCGGGUGAUGGCGAGAACUGUAAGCAGCAUGUUGACUGUUGUCCUUGUUGCUGUGGGACUGGCACCAAGAGAUGGAAAGCUGGAGACCUUAAUCCCGAAGCCCUGGACGUGCCGUUGCGAGGCCUCCUCCAGGGCUCCCAUAUAUUUCUAUUUUACUUAUUAUCGUAGCGUAGAUUUAAAAUGUAUUCAUUAAAAAUAGUCUUUUUUUUUAGAUUUUAGGCAACAUAGAAAUUUGUUAAGUAUGUAGUUAUUACUUUAUGUACCUUUGUUUCCCCUUUAAUUUUACCCUUCCCCAUGUCAUCUAAUGUCUUUUUAUUUUUCAAUUAGAUUACAUUCAAUAUUACUUUGUAUUAGUUUCAGGUAUACUCAAAAGUAAAGUGUCCCCUCAAUGUUUCGGGUACCCACCAGGCCCCAUAUAUACGGAUCACAGUACAAACCGACUGUACUCCCUACGCUAUCAUCUACUAAUAGAGUUAGUGCGCACCCUCGUGGUGCUGCUCAGACAUUGUAGACAAGUAGUGCUUUAGGCGCUUACACUGGCCACGCAUCUUCUCUGCAUUAAACAUGCUUUUAUAUUACUCCUUUAGAAUUUAUUCAACUAACUUGUUGAAAAAAUUCCAAUGAAUUGGAAUUACUCUGGCUAAAAAUACUCAAUUUAUAUAUAGACUCAGAAGUUAGCUUUCCCCUCAUUCUAGGUCCUUCUCUUUAUUCUGCCUCCCCCUGUUUGAGACUUCAAACUGCACAACACUGUUCAAAGCUGUAGACUAUUAGGUGUCACUGUCUUUAUUCUGCUCACUGACCCUGCAGAGAAGUUAUUCUUAAUCACUGCUCAGCAAAAUCAUAUAUGCUCACUGCUUAAUCAUCACUUGUACUUUUUCAUUUCAUUUUUCCAGCUUCCUUGCAUUAUUAUAGUGUCACUGGAUUUUAAGAGCUUGUUUAUAACUAAAGAUGUUAACCAUUUCUCAUGCAUUGCAAAUGAUAUACCAUGUUUUUGUUACUAUUUUACUCUGCUGUUUUACUUUUUGGUUGUAUCAAACUUGUGCAUUAAAUAUAAUCAUAUUCUGUUUUA
Messenger RNA from Myotis lucifugus (little brown bat), 17519 nucleotides. Its product is annotated as small nuclear ribonucleoprotein-associated protein N. The record is from RefSeq and is a predicted model, not a curated record. Gene Ontology annotation, molecular function: RNA binding. NCBI's taxonomy places the organism in Eukaryota, Metazoa, Chordata, Mammalia, Chiroptera, Vespertilionidae. Gene Ontology annotation, biological process: mRNA splicing, via spliceosome. The coding region runs from base 1895 to 2710 and encodes 271 amino acids. The transcript has 11 exons. Gene Ontology annotation, cellular component: U1 snRNP; U2 snRNP; catalytic step 2 spliceosome.